Molecule: messenger RNA, 1845 nt
Organism: Actinia tenebrosa (Australian red waratah sea anemone)
Lineage: Eukaryota; Metazoa; Cnidaria; Anthozoa; Actiniaria; Actiniidae
Biological process (GO): ribosomal small subunit biogenesis
Cellular component (GO): nucleolus
Molecular function (GO): rRNA binding
Source: RefSeq, a predicted model, not a curated record
CAUGGCGGAUGAAUAAACGUGUUUUUACGAAUUCUUAGCUUUUUCUUCACUUUUAUUAAAAUAUCAGGCUUUUAUUCUCAUUUAACCGRUCCAGUGUGUUUAUUAAGCACAUAGGUAUUCAGAAUUCUAUUGAUAUGUCUUCAAAUCCUCGUAAAUUAAGGAGAAUACAGUGGUGGAAACAACAUAAACCAGMGGAUCCCAGGUCUGAAAAAGAGGAUGAUGCGAGUAUCGAACCUAAAAAAGUCAAGAAAAGCCAUAAACCAAAGAAACUUCCUCCAAWAACACCAACAGACUCCAAACCACCAGAUGAACAAGAAGAGAAUAAAACAAAAAAUAGAUAUAUUAUUUUUGUAGGAAAUCUGCCUUUUGACGUCACAAAGGAAGAUAUCGUGCAGCAUUUCAGAUGUGCUGGAAAUGUUGAUUUUCGGUUGUUGACAAAGAAAGACACAGGGUCCUCUAAAGGCUGUGGAUUCCUUGAGUUAGACAACAUUACAAGCUAUAAGAAAGCUCUCAACCUCCAUCACAGUACAAUAGGAGGAAGAAAGAUUAAUGUUGAAGUUACUUGUGGAGGUGGCGGGUCAGGGGAGAAAAGAACUGAAAAAUUAAAUGAAAAGAAAAAGAAGUUUAGAAAGAAAAGAGCCAAGAAACUUAAUAAGGAAGAUGAUACAAUAAUUACUGAUACUGGUGAUAAGGAAGAGAAAAAGAAGACUAGUAGCAUGAAAGAAAAAUCUGAUAUUAUGAUCAAAAAUGAGGAUUCAUCCACAGAUGAGAAAAUGGACAUGAAGAGCAAGAAAAGAAAACAGGAGUUUACAGAAGAAGAACUAGCAUCUACAAAGAAAAAAGCUUUAAAAGAAUCUAGUGCCCUUACAGCUAUAGUCAAUGAACUACAGCUAGAAGCAUUGGUGGAAGACAAGAAACAUGAGAAAUUAGAUGUUAGUUUAACUAGUGAGAAAAAAGAAAAAAAAAAGAAGAAAAAGAAAAAGCUGAAGGAGGAGAAGGAUUGAUGACAUUUUCUGUAUUACAGUCAUACUCAUACMUGUUUUUAUAAAGACAUGUUGAAUCCUUAUUUCAAUUUUCAUUAUUAUUUUUGGAGAUUUGAAGAAAAAAAUGACAGCCAUCAAUAAUGGGAGGGGUGGUACAAAAAUAAAGUGAAAUGGUCCAGAUAAACAGGGUUGGUGCUAGUACUUCUUAAACUCCUUGAAAACUCUUUGAAUUUAAUUCUCGUUUUCAAGGGUACUUGAGAAACUCUUGCAUUUUACGAUUUUAGAUAAAAUGCUUCAAAACUCAUUGAAUUUCUGCUUUGAUUGUUACUUGCAUGGUUCUGAAAUAGAUCUAGUUAUCCAAAAUGUUUUGAUAUGUUUCCAUGUUGAUUGACCUACAACUAUAUGCAAGAUACAAUAUCAACCAGAUGUUACUUCCCUUUUAUGAGGGGUACUCGAAAAUGCCUGAAAGUCAGCCAUGUGCAAACAAUGUGUAAAACAUGGCUUGGUUAGCUGAACAUACUCCUUGUAAAACAAUUUUUAGGUCCUUGAAUAAUCCUUGAAUAUUAAGUGGAUACCUCGGCAUGAACCCUGUCUAAAGUGACAUCCCCUGGUACUAGUAUGUGUACUGUUAAUACCAUAUCACAGUUGUAAUGAGUCAAACAAAUUAAUCUCAAUCGUUUCUCAGUGCAAAGUUUAUAAUGGACCAUUUUUUCCUUAUUUUGUAAAUUUUAGUAAUCCAGAAACCUAGUCACGAAGUCUGGAUUACAGAAUGAGAGCUUGACCCUCCCCUCCACCUUUGGAUAAGAUCUGAACUAAUAAUGAUAUUAUCAUGUCAAAAUAAACUAUUAUUGAUUCAAAAUCA